Oryza sativa Japonica Group (Japanese rice) is the source of this 1136-nucleotide messenger RNA. Its product is annotated as elicitor-responsive protein 3-like. The record is from RefSeq and is a predicted model, not a curated record. Lineage: Eukaryota; Viridiplantae; Streptophyta; Magnoliopsida; Poales; Poaceae.
AGCAAGCCCACCACCCACCCACCCUGCCUCGCUCGUUGCCGGCGAGCGACGCGGCGACGCGCCAUUGAUUUGCGCGACGCGGAAGCCUCGGCGGCGCGUCGGGUUCUCCUCGUUUUGGGGGCGCAUGUGCGCUGGCGCGCGAGAAGCGGCGAGGGAGAAGGCCGAUGGCCACCCAUGCCAUGCGCCUCCUCUAUCUUCGUCGUGUGGGGGUGAGACUGAGAGGAGGGGGGGCGCUCCGAGGACGCCGGCGAGCGAGGCGAGCAGCCAACCGCGCAUAAGUUUAAGGGCAGCCAGCCAUGAGCCACCCUCCGAGAUCCGGAUCUCCGCGCCUGCGUACCAUCGAUCUGGCAACGAAGCGGCCUGCAGCGGAGCAGCGCGGCAGGGAGGAAGAAGGGAGGAGGAGGAGAUGGUGCACGGGACGCUGGAGGUGCUGCUCGUCGGGGCCAAGGGCCUCGAGAACACCGAUUACCUGUGCAACAUGGAUCCAUAUGCAAUUCUCAAGUGCCGUUCACAGGAGCAGAGAAGCAGCAUAGCAUCAGGCAAAGGAAGUAACCCUGAAUGGAACGAAAACUUUGUCUUCACCGUGUCUGACAAAGCUACAGAGCUGUUGAUCAAGCUCUUGGACAGUGAUACUGGCUCAGCCGACGACUUUGUUGGUGAAGCAACGAUUCCUUUGGAAGCAGUGUAUACUGAAGGGAGUAUUCCACCAACUCUGUAUAAUGUUGUGAAGGAUGAACAUUACUGUGGAGAAAUCAAAGUCGGCCUCACAUUCACUCCUGAGGAUGUUCGCCAGCGUGGUCUUCCUGAGGACUUUGGUGGAUGGAAGCAAUCUCGUUAAGAAAAGCAGAUGCUUUCAGGUUUCUACAGUACUAUCAUAAGUUUGUUCAUCAAGACUUGAAACCCUGAAUUUACAUGUCAGUUUAUCAGGCUUCGUCAAUCAUGUUUUUUUAGGGAAAAGAAAAGGAUAUUUGAGGGAAACUUUGUCAAUCAUGUUAAAAAAAAGUAUUAUUUGUCUAAAGAUAGCUUUGAUUUAGGAUGUUGAUAUACUUUCUUAAUUAUUACUCGAAAUUAUAUGUAAUACGGUUUGUUGCUACUUCUCGUAAUAGAAACUGGAAGAACUGUAUUUUUCUUGUUCA